AUGGUAGAUUUACGGCUUGACAAUCACGUUGCCAUCAUCACGGGUGCUGGCAGCGGCUUGGGCAAGGGACAUGCUCUCUAUCUUGCUUCGAGAGGUGCUAGCGUUCUCGUUAACGAUAUCUCCAGAAAAGACGCCGAUGAGGUGGUCGGACAGAUAGUCAGUGCUGGAGGAAGAUCCGCCGCCAACUACGACAGCGUGCUCAACGGCGAUGCCAUCGUUCAGGAUGCCAUUCAAAAACUUGGAAGGCUGGACAUCUUGGUCAACAGUGCAAGUAUCUUUCGAGACGCGAGCUUCGAAAACAUGACAGACAAGGACUGGGACGACAUUGACGCCGUUCUUUCGAAAGGAAGUUCCCCCUUCAGUCCCCGCAAAUACAAUGCCGCCUGGAAGAUAUUCCGCAAACAGAAAUACGGAAGGAUCAUAAUGACAUCCUCUACAGCAGGGCUUUUUGGCAACUCUGGGCAAUGCAACUACUCGGCGGCCACGUUGGGCGCUGUUGGAUUGACACAGACGUUGGCCAGGGAAGGCCUCAAGUACAACAUCCUUGUGAACGCCAUCGCACCUGUCACUGCGGCGGACAUGACGGCUACAACCACUUCCGCCGAGCUGCUACAAUACCUGAGACCUGAACAUGUUUCUCCUCUGGUUGGGCUGCUCGUUCAUCCCAUCAACAGGGAAUCCGGCUCGGUCUUUGAAGUCUUCGCUGGCCAUAUUUCCAAGUUUCGAUGGGAGCGAUCACCAGGUGCUGUACUGAAAUGCGACGAGACCUUCACGCCCGGCGCGAUAUUGAAGCGUUGGGCAGGCAUCAAUGACUUUUCGAAGCCUGAUCAUCCCACCAAAACAGCUGACAUGGUGGCCAACCUUGAAGCCACGCAAAAACAAGAUAGAAACGAUCCAGGGGAGGACGUUAGAUAUGAUGGCAAAGUUGCAGUCAUCACUGGUGGCGGUGCUGGUCUCGGACGUGCCUACUGUAUCGAAUUCGCAAAACGAGGUGCUGCUGUUGUAGUCAACGACCUUGUGAACCCACACUCUGUGGUGGAAGAAAUCCGUGCCUUUGGAGGGAGGGCGGUCGGAAACAGUUCUUCGGUUGAGGAUGGGGCUUCAGUCAUCAAAACAGCCAUCGACAACUUUGGUCGAGUCGAUAUUCUGGUCAACAAUGCCGGAAUACUGCGAGACAAGGCUUUUAUCAAUAUGACGGAGAAACAAUGGGAUGACAUUUUCAACGUCCAUCUGCGUGGCACCUACGUCUGCACGAAAGCGGCCUAUCCUUAUAUGAUGAAACAGAAAUACGGACGAAUUGUCAACACAUCCAGCACCAGUGGGGUAUACGGAAACUACGGCCAGGCCAACUAUGCGACAGCGAAAAUGGCUAUACUGGGAUUUUCGCGAGCUCUCGCUGAAGAGGGAGAUAAAUACAACAUCUACGUCAACACCAUCGGUCCCUCGGCUGGAACGCAGCUUACUCGCACCGUCCUGAGCGAAGAACUCGUCCACGCACGCAAACCCGAGUUUGUGGCACCGUUGGUUCUAGCGUUAUGUUCCGACAAGGUGCCUGACCGACCAACCGGAGGCCUCUAUGAAGUGGGCUGUGGCUGGCAAGGUCGUACGCGAUGGCAGCGUUCUGGGGGAUACACGUUCGACCUCGACAUAUUUACUCCGGAAAACAUUCGAGAUCAUUGGGACAAGAUCACCAACUUCGCAGACAAACGCGCCGAUAGCCCCCGAAACCCUCGGCGAUGA
Molecule: messenger RNA, 1740 nt
Organism: Fonsecaea nubica
Lineage: Eukaryota; Fungi; Ascomycota; Eurotiomycetes; Chaetothyriales; Herpotrichiellaceae
Exons: 7
Coding region: 1-1740 (579 amino acids)
Molecular function (GO): oxidoreductase activity
Source: RefSeq, a predicted model, not a curated record